UACUUUUGGAAAUUGGAAAAAUGUUGGAAACUAGUCCUCAGACCAGAAAAAAAUAUGUUUGUGUGAAUUGUGGUAGUCCUAUCAAGAGUUUGUAUAAGAAGUACAGUGCCAGUGUCUUAAAAUUAAGAGAAUGUGAAAUUUGCCAUAAUGUUGCUGAUAAAUAUGUAGAAUAUGAUAUUGUUAUAAUUGCUAUUGAUUUAGUGCUCCUUCAAAAAACUGCGUACCGGCACAUUCUCUUUAAUGUGGACUUUAAGAAUUUUUGGAAAUUAUCAGUUAUCCUUUUAUUAAUGGAAGCCUACUCAGAGUUGAUGAGAGGCACUCCGCGCCAGGCGGUAAAAAAUGAAGAAGAGGAAGAAAAACUCUUCCUGAACGAAUUUAACGAAAUGACUGAUUUCUUGUUUUACAAGCUCAGUUUCAACGUUGCGUUAAAAACAGCAGCUUUCAUGUCAGUAUUACACUACCUAACGAAAAUAUACUGUAAGGUUUUGGGCAAAAAUGUGAUCACGUUUAUGACGAUGUGGAAGACGUUAACUAUUUCAAGUUUUGGCACCUUUUUACUUUUGCCGUCUCUGAUCUGGGACACAAGUGUCCAAGAGGUGCACCUUUGUGUCGUGUCUUUAUUCACAACAAUGUCACAAUUAUUGGCAUAUACAGUUGUGUGUGACUGUCCCAAGCUCUGGAGCAUCACUGCGAUUUUUUGUGCUUACUAUUGUAAAAUUUUUUGUUUUGAUUUUUUCCAAAUGAUUGUUACAAGACUGACUUAAAUAAAUUGAUCAAGAGUU
Tribolium castaneum (red flour beetle) is the source of this 782-nucleotide messenger RNA. It is a transcript of the gene Arv1, whose product is annotated as ACAT-related protein required for viability 1. Bases 21 to 764 code for a protein of 247 amino acids. Gene Ontology annotation, biological process: intracellular sterol transport; sterol metabolic process; regulation of plasma membrane sterol distribution. The record is from RefSeq and is a predicted model, not a curated record. Gene Ontology annotation, cellular component: Golgi apparatus; cortical endoplasmic reticulum. Lineage: Eukaryota; Metazoa; Arthropoda; Insecta; Coleoptera; Tenebrionidae. The transcript is spliced from 5 exons.